Molecule: messenger RNA, 824 nt
Organism: Leptopilina heterotoma
Lineage: Eukaryota; Metazoa; Arthropoda; Insecta; Hymenoptera; Figitidae
Product: 2-oxo-4-hydroxy-4-carboxy-5-ureidoimidazoline decarboxylase-like
Exons: 4
Coding region: 199-744 (181 amino acids)
Biological process (GO): allantoin metabolic process
Molecular function (GO): carboxy-lyase activity
Source: RefSeq, a predicted model, not a curated record
UUUCUUUUUCAAGCUGUGCGAUAAAAGACCGUUUACGAGACAAUAUACAUAAUAUUAACAAAAAAAAAUAGAAAUUUCAAACAAAUUUCCAGUUUUAUUGUUUUAAUAAAUAUAUUAUUUAUUUAUUAUUAUUUUAUUAUUAUUAUCAUUAUUAUUAUUAUUACUUUAUUAUUAAUUUAUGUCGUUUUUCGAAAUAAAAUGGCCAGUGCUGGAAUUUUGAGUGUGACGGAAGUAAAUGCCCUGCCGAAUGAACAAUUUGAGUGGAUUUUUGGAAAUGUCAUUGAACACUGUCCGGAUGCGGCGAAAUAUGUUUUUAACCACAAACCAUUUUUAACAUGUGAAACACUAAAGAGUGCAUUCGACAAUUAUUUAGAUAAACUCGAUAUUCACGAGAAAGAAGUAAUUUUAUUAAAACAUCCGGAACUGGCGGGGAAACUUUUGGACGAAGGAAAACUCACUGGUGAAUCAAAAAACGAGCAAAAAAGUGCGGGACUUGAUAAUUUAACGAAAGAGGAAAAAUUCACUUUAAGUCAACUUAAUUUCAUGUAUAAGGAAAAGUUUCAGUUUCCAUUUGUGAUUUGCGUUCGGAAAACUAAAAUGCAAACAAUUAUCGCGGCAAUCGAGAAUCGUUUGAAAAAUUCCCGAGACGUUGAAAUUAAUUUGGGAAUUGAAGAAGUGAAAAAAAUUUCUAGAAUACGAAUCAGUGAUCUCAUUUGGCCGGACACUAAAUCACUUUCUUCGUAGUUUUCACUAAUAACAAAUAUUUGUGUAAAUAAUUAUUAAUUUUAAUAACUGAAUAAAGAAUUAUUAUAAAAUUAUAAGAA